AUCAAGAUUACGGCAAUGGCGGAUCAGUUAGUACUUCAGAAGUGGUUGAUAACGUAAUUAUUUGGGGGUGUAUCGCGUAAAAUUUCAAGUAACUGUUGGUCUUUUAAUACUAGAAAAGUGGUAUUUUAAAAUGUCUGCGGUUUUACUAUAAGAGCAGCAGAGUCUAGCGUUUUAAUUGUCUGUGAGGUUAUCGCAAGUAUUAACAAGAAUGUCUGAAGCUUCGGCAACUGGCUUCUAUCAACUAAGUGUAACGAUUGAAUGUGCGCAUUUGAGAGGCAGUGGAAGUUUUCUUAAACCGAACCCAUACGUAGAACUGUCUGUGGAUGACAAGGCGCCACGGAAGACCGAGGUAGUUAAGUGUACUUAUCAACCCAAGUGGAAUGAGGAAUUCACUGUGUUGAUAACGCCGUACUCACACCUCCACUUUCGACUAUUAGACCACAGCACGUUCCGCAAGGAUACAGUGGUCGGUGAGAAGAAGCUGAUCCUGUACGAUGUGUUGGCGCACUACAGUGGUCGCUGCGAGCACCUCGAGGUCACUCUUGACCUCAUGACUGAUGCCAAACAUGACCUCACACCCAUCAAGGUCGGUGACCUCAUCAUCCUCCUCAACGGCCUCAAGAUCGAUAUGACCACCUGCCCACCGGAGACUGCUCCGAGACAGGUUACGCCAUUAGCACCAACAAACAACGAUGUUGCCAACCGUAGUGUGCUGAAUGGAGGAGUGAGAGCGAGGAGUAGACCUCCAGGUGCAGAGAACUCAGCUCCUCCCGUUGGUUCUGUCGUGUUGCCCGAACUGCCAACAAGGCCUGUCAACUCAGUGAGAAGUGUGGUUCCGAACCCCGCAGCCUCUUCUGUAGUGCCUCCAAUGCAGAAUGGCUCCACAGGGCCCCCGCCGGGUCCGGCUCCUGAGCCUCCAGAGGCAAGUGGGGCCCCUGCCACAGAGGAACCUCUUCCUGCAGGAUGGGAGAUGAGGUACGAUGUGUAUGGUCGGCGGUACUAUGUGGACCACAACAGCCGCAGCACCUCGUGGGAACGUCCACAGCCACUGCCACAGGGCUGGGAGAUCCGCAGAGACCCACGUGGCAGGAUAUACUAUGUGGACCACAACACACGGACCACCACGUGGCAACGGCCCAACACCGAGAGACUCCAGCACUAUCAGCAGUGGCAGGGCGAGCGGGCACAUGUCGUACAGCAGGGCAACCAGCGUUUCCUCUAUCCUCAGCAACCAGCUGUAAACUCUGGAGCCACAGCCAAGGUGGAAGAGGAAGAUGCGUUGGGACCUCUGCCCAAGGACUGGGAGAAGAGAGUCCAGCCGGACGGGCGAGUGUACUUUGUCAACCAUAAGAACAGGACAACACAAUGGGAGGAUCCAAGAACACAAGGAUUGGAAGUAGCCCCUGAUGAACCACCUCUGCCUCCAGGAUGGGAAAUACGGCUGACGGAGGACGGUAUAAGAUACUUUGUGGAUCAUAACACUAGGACUACAACAUUUCAGGACCCUCGACCUGGUGCCCCUAAAGGACCGAAAGGAGUGUACGGUGUACCGAGAGCGUACGAGAGAUCAUUCCGCUGGAAGUUGAGUCAGUUCCGGUACCUGUGUCAAAGUAACGUCCUACCAAGUCAUAUAAAGAUCACAGUCACGAGACAAACACUUUUCGAUGAUUCUUACCACCAGAUAAUGCGGUUGCCAGCUUACGAACUAAGGAGACGCCUGUAUAUAAUCUUUAGAGGAGAGGAGGGAUUGGAUUAUGGCGGAGUGUCAAGAGAAUGGUUCUUUUUACUGUCACACGAGGUGCUCAAUCCAAUGUAUUGCCUUUUUGAAUACGCAAACAAGAACAACUACAGCCUACAGAUCAACCCAGCCUCCUACGUGAAUCCUGACCAUUUGUUAUACUUCAAGUUCAUUGGGAGGUUUAUAGCAAUGGCACUUUAUCAUGGCAGAUUCAUUUAUUCCGGUUUCACGAUGCCCUUCUACAAGAGGAUGUUAAACAAGAAACUCACAAUGAAAGACAUCGAGUCAAUAGACCCAGAGUUCUACAAUUCGCUGGUGUGGAUCAGAGACAAUAACAUCGAUGAGUGCGGACUCGAACUGUUCUUUAGUGUAGAUUUUGAAGUGUUAGGGCAGGUCAUUCAUCACGAACUGAAGGAAAACGGUGAUAAAAUUAGAGUUUGUGAAGAAAACAAAGAGGAAUACAUGAGGUCGAUGACAGAGUGGAGGAUGACGAGGGGGAUCAAAGACCAGACUCAAGCGUUCCUGGAGGGUUUCAACGAAGUAGUGCCACUGGAAUGGCUUAAGUACUUUGAUGAGAGGGAACUAGAGCUGAUGCUUUGUGGCAUGCAGGAGAUAGAUGUGGAAGACUGGCAGCGUAACACAAUCUACAGGCACUACACGCGCAACAGCAAACAAGUUGUCUGGUUCUGGCAGUUUGUUCGUCAAACGGACAGUGAGAAAAGAGCUCGUCUGCUACAGUUUGUCACUGGAACGUGUAGAGUGCCUGUUGGAGGGUUCGCAGAACUUAUGGGGAGUAACGGUCCUCAGAGGUUCUGUAUAGAGAAAGUGGGCAAAGAGACGUGGCUGCCCAGGUCACACACUUGCUUCAACCGACUGGACCUUCCGCCGUACAAGAGUUAUGACCAGAUGGUGGAGAAGCUGAACUACGCGAUCGAGGAGACGGAGGGCUUCGGACAGGAGUAACUUAUCAUUCCAGCGGCAGGUUCACACCUCGCACCACACCUUGUACUGUACAUUCAUAAACUAUCCAAUUAUUUGCUACUGAAAGUUUUAUUUUUGCAAUAAUAGUUAAGGUUUAAGGUAUCUUUAUAUUUUUUUAAACGUGACAGAGAUUAUAUUGAAAUCACAGUGGAAAUGUAUUUUCUUGAUAAAACUUUAUCCUGCUUACUUAACAUAGGUGAAAAUUAUUUUUUUAUGGUGUUAUUAAUUUAUUUUACCAGAUGAAUACCUGAACAUUGUAAAUUAUAUAUAUGUAUAUGUAGUUGUUUUAGUUGUUGAUUUUAAAGAUGUUUAUGUUCAUAAUUAUUUUAUUUAUCUUUAUUAUACGUUGCUUGUAUUUGAAAAUAAUACUUGAAGGGAUGUCAUUACUGGAUAUAAUAACUGAACUGAAAUAAUUGUCGUAUUCUUGUUUAUAGCACUCUACACCGCUUACGGUGAAUGUUAACCGUUGCAUCAAUAUACAAUCAAAUGUUUGGCCAAGCGUCCAGUGUAAAUCAUGCAUAUUUUGUUUUGUUAUUAAUGUUAUUAUUAUCACUUAGUAGGAUUUUAAAAUUAGUAAAAUAUACCAUCAUUGCAAGUAGCACAUUGCUGAUCAUUAUUUGUUAUUACUGUUACCAAUUUUAUGGGUUUCGAGUUAAUUUACGGAUCUCUUAGUAUUGAAAAACACACUGCAGAGAGCACCAUUGUGGAUGUAUGAUAAUGGAGAAAUAUUAUAUAAACGGGUUCUUAUGAGGGAAAAAAUUGUUCUUAUUUUGAUCAAUAUAGGAUAAUGAAUGAGGACAUUUCAAAAGCAGUGUAUACCAACUACAUACGAGUAUAUACAUUUUGGCUUGGAAAAGGAGUAUAUAAAUAGUUUUGAUUUUAUUGUCUUUACUCCAAUAAAACUGUUCUGCUUUAAAGGCCUGUCCUCCUUCAAUACUGGUUUUAUAAUGACACGGGGUCUGAGUUUUGGAAUUAGUAAAGAGAUGUUAGUUGUAUUACGUAGCAAGUACCUUGAAGCUCGACAAAUUAAUACACAACAAAUAUAAAUAAAUUUUACAUUAAAAUAGUUACAAAGUUUUUAAAAAUCAAUUCAUACUUUGUUAGAGUUUCUAGUGAGUGUGCUGUUAUAUAUUGCUCAUGUUAAGCAUUUAACUGCACUUUGCGUUCUUCUUGUAAUUCAUUUUGUAAGCGCAUUUUAUAUUUAUCUAAGCGUAAAACGCUUCUCCUUUUUUGCUUCUUUUGGUGCUUUCGCUUCUCUUUCUCUAAACGUUGCUUGCAUUGUGUUCUUUCUCAUUGUCAGUUUGAAUAGCCGAGAUCAUUACCGUUAAUCCGGGUUUAUUAUUUGAAUCCAUUUUAAUUCCACGCAUUAUUGUGGAGAAAGUUGGUACAAUAUAAUAGCUAUGUUAAAUUAAUAGUUUAUAAUUUGGUUACAACCAAUUCCUACAAGAGAAAGAAACCAUACACACAAAAACUCAGUCACUAAACAAUAAUAGCUAACUGUAGACAGCUGCUGUAAUUAAUUGAGUAAUCGGUCUAAAUAUUUUUAAAGUAACAUGUCAUGGGAUUUCAGUUUACAUGCAAAAUUUCAGCUGGAUCGAGUAAUGAAGAGUGGUUCAAUUAAGCAAUUUAUUUUUACAUAACAACGAUAUACACACGGAGAGAGUUUGCAAGCUAGUAAAUAAGAAUUGAAAAAUAUCAUUGAAUGGCUAACGUUACCAAAAUUACAUUAAAUUAUUUGUCCCUAUUUGUUAGUCAUUACCGUUAAAGUGAAGUUAAACUUAGUGAAGUUUCGAUGUGUUUUAGUUAAAAAUUACAAGUGGUAAUGUGUACUUGUUCUUUUUACUUUCAGCCUCUUUGCCUACUUUUUUUUUUAAUGUUGCGCAGUUUUGUAUAACUCUUUUUUUAAACUUUAGAUUGUAAAAACACAAACAAUAAACACAUUGUCCAAAAGCCAGUUUCCAAAAGUGUAUUCUCAAGUACAAUUUCUUUCACAACUUGUACUUUCAUAUAUAUUCAAAAUCCUAAAUAAGUAUAGGUCAUGGUAUCAUCAUUAAUAAAAGUGUAAAUUCUCUGAACCUUUGAAGUGUUGAUAGAUUUAUGAUUUUUAAACAAUUAAUUGUAAAUUAAAUUUAUGUAUACAAACAUCUGAGUUAUUUUUUAGGAAAAACAUAAUUAAUUAUAAAAGAUUUUUAGAAUUUAAGUACAUAUAGUACAUUAGGCAAGCACUACAACAUAUUUUAAAUACUGAAUCCAGAAUAAUUUGUUUAAAGAUAAUACAAGUAUGUAUAUCAAUAUUAUUGUGAUAUAUAUAGAGAGAGAAAUAGCUUAAUUUGUAUUUAUAUUUUUCUUGUUAGUUUUAUCAUUGUUUUUAGUUCCUUCAGUUUUUAUUAAUUCUUGUGAGUGCCAUAAAGAGGACUUUUUUUAGAAAACCAUGCUAAAUGUGCUGAUACUCUGACACCACUAAACUGUGCGUAAAAUUCACAAUCAACAGACAUUUUUGUAAAUUAAAAAUGUUUUUCAUAUAAUGUUUAGUUUUUUUAUAAUUCAUUUCAAACUAUUUUUCAGGACCAUACAAGGUCAUCUGUAACAAAGAAUUUAAAAACUACAAUUUAAUUACAACUAAAAUUGAUUUAGAUUUUUAUUGUUAUAAGAAAGGAAGGAAAAAUAUAAAGUCUUGUGUAAACAGUGGAAAAUGUUGCUAUGGCAUAUGUUUCCGUUAACACAAAUGUAAUUUAAUUUUGUUGGUUUAGUAGAGGUGUAUAUAGUGUAAAUAAUGUAUAUCAACUUUUGGGCAAAUAUAAAUAAGCGUAAAGAUUGGAAUUUGGAACCACAAUAAUAUGAUUUACCCAUUGGCUUGCUAAUGCCAACCAAAAACAUUAACUAUGUGACUGAUAAGAUAAGAAAGAAUUCUAAGCAUGUUCAGUGUUGCUAUCUAGCAGACAACAGUAUAACUACAUAGUCAAAGUUUCGUAAUGAGACUAUCCCAUCCGUUAUAUCCAUCAGUUAACUCUCGUUUUAGCAUGCUAAUGUUUUAAUAUUUCAUUUAUUUAAUGAAUAAACAUUGUGUACUCUACAAUCCUGUUAAACUGCUUGUUUGGAUUGUGUACAUUUUCCCUAAAAAAAUAUUUAACUCCAUAAAGUGUUUUCAAAAAACUAAUGUUAGAAUUGAUAUUUCACAUUUAUUACAUUACAGCAAAUAAAAAUGUCCCCACAGUUACAUUAUUUGUUAAAGUAAUAAAACAAAUAGUUUUAUACAAUUUAAGAUUUUAUAUGGUUUAGGUCAAUUUAUUGGUUUUUUUUCUUGUACAAACAUUUUUUCUAUUGCCCAUUUAUUUAUUUUGCCAGGUGUUCCUCACAUGUGUCUUACAAUAUGAAUUAGUUGAAAUAUGUUUUGCACAAUGUUUUUUUUUUAUCUGUGGCACUCACAGGGUUAAUAAUUUUGUUAUAAUUUAGUCAUAGGGAAAAGUCAGCGUUUUAAUUAUAUAUAAUUUAAAAUAGCUAACUACUAUUCUCAAAAUUUAAAUGUACUUAGAUCGACUUAACAAAUUUAAACAGUUAAAUUGUAUCUGCUACAUAUAUGAGAAUAAAUACAAGACUCUAAUAAACACAAUCUUUGUACCUUUCCAACAAGAAAAUAUGAAACUUGAACUUUUGAUCGUAGAAAGUGAUUUAUGUAACUUAUACUUUGUAUAUCUUUGGCUUAUAAUAAAUUAUAUGUGUAUAGUAUGUUUUGCAGCUGUAAUCUUUGUUUAGAUUCUUUUAGUUGUUGAAUUGUACUCAAAUACUAAGACUAUUUAUAUUUUACUUACUAUAGUUUUCGGGUGUAUUAUUUCAUUUUAUAUUUUUAAAAGGUAUUCUAUGUGAUGUAAGUAUUUUCCUUAUUUGAUAUUUGGAUUGUUACAUUUUACACAAAUCGCUAAUGGUGUUUUAAAAAUCUAUUAUCUUUUAUUUCUUAGUACUUUGAGUUAGCAAACACGUUUCUUAGUGUAGUACAUUAUAAAUAACAUUUGAUAGUUUAGUCUUGGAACAGUUUAUAUCAGAUUAAGUGAUCGCGAAAAAAUUCCAAAUUAUGAUUGUAUCAGUGAUGGUUGGACAUAAUUAUGUAAAUAGUAAUGAUGUUAUAGUUUGUAAAUAUAAAUAAAAUGUUGAUAUAUGUUUUAUUA
Messenger RNA from Homalodisca vitripennis (glassy-winged sharpshooter), 6882 nucleotides. RefSeq names its product E3 ubiquitin-protein ligase Su(dx) (gene Su(dx)). Lineage: Eukaryota; Metazoa; Arthropoda; Insecta; Hemiptera; Cicadellidae. Gene Ontology annotation, molecular function: protein binding; ubiquitin protein ligase activity. Gene Ontology annotation, biological process: ubiquitin-dependent protein catabolic process. The record is from RefSeq and is a predicted model, not a curated record. The transcript has 15 exons. The coding region runs from base 209 to 2701 and encodes 830 amino acids.